Dermacentor andersoni is the source of this 7262-nucleotide messenger RNA. Its product is annotated as zinc finger protein ZIC 5-like. Lineage: Eukaryota; Metazoa; Arthropoda; Arachnida; Ixodida; Ixodidae. Gene Ontology annotation, cellular component: nucleus. The record is from RefSeq and is a predicted model, not a curated record. Gene Ontology annotation, biological process: regulation of transcription by RNA polymerase II. Gene Ontology annotation, molecular function: DNA-binding transcription factor activity, RNA polymerase II-specific; RNA polymerase II cis-regulatory region sequence-specific DNA binding.
GCAAAGGAGCGGGCAGGCGUCGCGCUCCGGGGAGUAGCAGUGGCUGCGCGCGCUCAGUGUGAGUGAGGAGUCGUCCCGCAGCGCGCGACGAUGCUCGCGCCAGCAGCUGCAACAUGAUGGAAAGCGCCGGCAGCCUGGGCCGGCCGCGCACGGCGGCUGCGGCGGCCGCCGCAGCCGCCGCGGCUGCCGCGCGGCUCGACCCUUUCGACCAGGACCUGGGGGCGGCCGAAGCGCCGCACUUCCAGAACGGAUUCGCCAUGCACCCGCACCACCCGCACGCGGCGGCCGCCGCCGCGGGAUACACGGCCGCCGUGGCCAGGGACUUUCUGUUGCGCGGCGCCACCGACCUGGCGCCGCCGCCCCCGCACCACCACCACCACCACGCGGCGACCGCCGCCGACGGCAUGUUCGUGCACCACCAUCACCACCACGCCGCGGCGCAGGACCUGUACACCUCGCGGCUGCCGCUGACCGCGGCCGACGUGUACCGCGGCGACGCGUUCCAGACGCGGCCCGAACCCGUGUACGCGACGUCGAUGGGCGGCCACCCGCACGGAGCCUUCUUCCGCUACAUGCGGCAGCCGGUCAAGCAGGAGCUGACCUGCAUGUGGGUGGAGCCGCCCGCCAUCCACCACCACCCGCACCAUCCGCACCACCCGCACGCGCAGCUGAGUAGCAGCAGCCCGCGAAAGCCGUGCGGCAAGAGCUUCUCGUCCAUGCACGAAAUCGUGACGCAUCUGACGGUGGAGCACGUGGGGGGACCCGAGUGCACCAACCACGCGUGCUUCUGGCAGGACUGCGCGCGCAACGGCCGCCCCUUCAAGGCCAAGUACAAGCUGGUCAACCACAUCCGCGUGCACACCGGCGAGAAGCCGUUCCCGUGCCCGUUUCCCGGCUGCGGGAAGGUGUUCGCGCGAUCCGAGAACCUCAAGAUCCACAAGCGAACGCACACAGGCGAGAAGCCGUUCAAGUGCGAGUUCGAAGGCUGCGACCGGCGGUUCGCCAACUCGUCGGACCGCAAGAAGCACUCGCACGUGCACACCUCGGACAAGCCGUACAACUGCAAGAUCCGCGGCUGCGACAAGAGCUACACGCACCCGAGCUCGCUGCGCAAGCACAUGAAGGUGCACGGCAAGUCGCCGCCCCCGUCGCCCUCCUCGUCGUCCGCGUCGGGCUACGAGAGCGACCCGGGGGCGGCCGGCAUCACCGCAGCGAGCCUCGGCACCGUGACGGGCUCUUGCAACGCCGCGAAUCCCGCCGUCGGCGCGCUGGCCGGGACGCCGCUGCAGCCGCUCGGGCUGUCCGCGGCCUCCCACCAGCUGGCAGCGCCGGCAUCGACGGCGCUGAACGAGUGGUACGUGUGCCAGACGGGCGGCAUGCCCACGCCGCCCAGCAACGAGCACUCGCCGCUGGGCGGGCCACACACACACCACCUGGCGCCCCCGCCGUACUGACCCCGGCUGACGGGGGCUACAGGCUUCUGAGGACCCCCACCACGACCUGCGUGGAACCCUUCGGCAACACCCGCACGCCGCCGCCACGAGACGCGGCGGCGAGCAACCGCCGCGGCGUUCACACCGGCCGCUACGUCUGCCGCAGCGCCGCCGCGCGGAGAGCGCCACCGCCGCGGCUGAAACCGCGUCCUCUCGCGGCCCAAUGGCCGUGCUACCAUCGGGCACGCGCGCUGAGAACGUCCGCUUUUGAACCAGCGCUCACUCGGAAGGCAGGGCACAAGGCGUCGAGGAAGAAAAGCGGUUCCUUCCCUCGGCCUCCGUCUCGUGUUUGUCUGCUCCAGUGUAAAACGAACUCCGUAGUCAUGACCUCCGCGGGGAGCGAGGCGAUGCCUGGUGAAAACAGAGACGUGCCAGCGAGCGCGGUCAAUCUAUAGCGCGACAAGGCGGCCCAGCGAGAGAACGGAAACGUUGUACGUGCCGUUGUAGCGCCGCCGCUACUGCGCCACUCGGACAAUGCCUUCCGCAGAGUGCUUGUCAGUGGCGACUGCCACGUCGCUGCGACGCGUGUAAGGUAGCGGUGGCGCGACAACAUCGUGCCAAGAGUACCGCAGGUCCACGGCCGAAUAUCGGGCACCACUGUGUACGGCGUGCAGCAUUUGCGCGGUGUGGCUGUGCGCGCGCAAACGCGCAGGAGAUGCUCAGGGGCAGCGCGCACUUGCCGCGCACUGCAUAUACGAGAACCGGAUUCCCGACCUGCUGUGACUCUAAUUUCUGGUGACUCGCUGGGCGCCGAACGCGAUACUCUGUCUGCUUAUCCUUCUCUUAAUUUCAUUUUCCCGGCCCAUUUCACGACAAAGCGUUCCGUUGGCUUGCCACUUCUCUAGCUGCGUCCAAAAUGCGUGUAAAUUCACAUCACGUCACAUAAAUACGGUUUCCAUGGCCCAUCUUCACGUUCUCACGUAUACAUUGCCGUUUGGCACUAUUCUUUUUCGUCCGGUUUCGCGGUCUCCAAAACCGUUGCAAAACGUUUGCUACCUUCUUCGACUUGAAUUCUGUGCAGGAAAUACGUCAUUUGGACUAAGAGCUAUUAUGACAUCAAAAGCGUCCUGAAUUAUCUCAAAGCGCCCACGCCCACGGUUGCGAAGUGCAUUCCAAAAAAAUACACAGAACACUGCGAACUGCAUUAGUGCGGUGUGUUCAAUGUACAUUGCCAUUGUGAGAUCAGAAGGUAUUUAUGUACGAAAAAGAAAUAUUAUUGUUAAAUGUUAAAAUUUUGGACGCAGCAAGAAGUGCGCAGAACACUUGCUGCUAACACCACUAACGCUGGAGGCCUGCCGCUGAAAAGACACUUGUACCGUUCGUGUGUGUGUGUUAUCAUUAUUAUUAUUUUUAGGCUCUUGAGCACACAUGAGAACUGUACAGCUGUUCGUGUGUGUAUGUGUGUGUGGCAUUCUUUCUUGUUGUUUUCUCUGCCUUGCAUAAAUUGACAGAAAUUAGCAUGUAUGAAUGAAAGCAGAAACGCUUGUGUUCUUUUUUGCUUGUGAUAGGAAUGAUUUUCUCCUACUGUGUAUUACCAUGCCGCUUCUGACAUUUGUAUUUAGCCGGAUCGGCGAUCUCAGGGCGAUCAUAGCAUGUGUCUGCCUACUUCCGUGCGAAAGAAAGAAAAAAAGAAAAAGUAGAAACAUAAGGACACGAUCGGAAAGGACAUACGUGGCCCCGUCCACAACACUAGAAACAAUGGCGUGACCUUCAGCGGGUUAGACAACUAAAGUACGUCUGUGUAUGCAAAUGCGGCGUUCGUUUCACGAAGAUGAAGUAGUCUCCAUUUAGUUACUCGAAGAGAUACCAUCUUUCUUAAGCCAUUCGAACCAAAAACAGCAGAGCGCAAAAAGGAAAAGAAAGAAUGUAAUACAUCAACACAAGGAAACCGCCAAAGGAGACCCGUGUAUUCUGUCUCGGAGAACAAAAAUUGCUGAACUGGCAAGAAAAGCAUCUGUGGUUUCAACCUGUCAAACAACUUGCUAGGUUCAUAAGAUUGCUUGAUUUUCUACUUAUAAGACAGGCGACUUGCUUAUAUCUUGCAAUUUUUGAACAAAAUAAAUACAUGUUUACGCGCAUGUAAAAGACAUGCUAAAGAAUGAGAUCUGUCAGCCUGGAUGCUUAGACAAUGAGACUUAGCACAUACCACUUGCAUCUGUCUCCUCAGGAGUCUCUCGUAUUUGAAUUCAUCCCUGAGGAGUCGGCGUUAUUAUUUUCCUUUUUUUGGUCAUGUGACAUUGUAACGAUGUAGGAAGCAGAAGCGGCUCUCUUAUUUAAUUUCGCGUUCGUGCGGAAUCAAUCAACGAAUAAUCAAGUAAUAAAUAAAUAAGAUAGGCAAAGCACUCAAUAAGUAAGCAAACGAUGACAAAGAUCGCUAAAAUUAAAGCAAGGCGCAACCUAAGACGAGACGGUUAAAACGCGUAGUUCUUGCAAACUACUUAUCGGUAUAGCCAUUAUCAUCCAUUAUCGUUGUCUGUGCGCUCGGACAGGUAUCUUCUUCCUACGCGAAAGGAAGGUAUUGGGCGCGGGCAAGUUGACGCGUAAUCACAGGCAGUGUUGAAAGGAGACUGGAGCUGAACAAUAAAUCAGGUUAAACCGCUUUACAAAACUUUUCUCGAUCUUCCCUCACAGAAAUUUAUUUGUCAGUGUAUACAAGGUAUGCGGACUGAUUUCAUACAAUCUGUGGGCCUGUCCUUAUUCGUUCCACUAACCUUAGUCUAUCAGUAUGUCUAUAAUUAAGCUGCAGACAAAAUAAACAUCAUACGAGGUAAAGCAACUUAUGUCUAUACAGCCAGUAUACAUACCUCCAAGUGCUUUCUUAGGCAGUAACUAAGGCAAUCUUAGUGUGAAAAUUUGCAACUGAAUGCCAAAAUUUUCUCCUCGAACUUUUAUUAGCGUUCAUACUACGGCAGCCACAACGUCAUUGCGCGACAGCACAGGCUUGGCGACUCGAGACCGUUCCUUCUGAGCUUUCUGAGAAUGACGCUGACGCAGUCUGUGACGUCAUAGGGACGUGCUUUCAGAAUUCGAAUGGGGAUUCACCACCGGCCUUUCGCUUUCUCGACGUCUCCUCGCGUGACGAGCGUCUGCUCUCAGCAACAGAGAACUAUUCGCUGUAUCAGUAUUGUGGCGCCUGUAUAACUGGGCGUCAUGUGUUUAACCUUUUGUGCCCUUCUAAGCGGCAUUCACUACCUCAGAUCGCAUGGAGCAAAGGUCGCGGGCGCGACUGUGCUUACGCGAUUUCAUGGUGCGGCGAAUAAGUAUUGACACCGCAUGUCUCGCGGCGUCAUCCGAGAGCUUGGUCGCUUCGCAAGGUUGCAAAAUGCGGGACGUCUUUGUGUGGCGGGCGGCGUCACUCGCGUGUCUACGAUUGGCAGCAGCGAGCGUGACGUCACACAUCAGGCGCGAGAGUCGAUGAUCCCAGUGUUCCAUUUCGACGGUGGAUGUGUAUACUUACAGUGACACGUAUAGCAGCGCGAAGUACCGCUCUUUCCUCGCAACGCUCCUCAAGUCAAGGCCAGGGCGUGCGGUAUUCUGCUCGCUCCAGUGAACCUCGUUUUGAUUAUGUGUGAUCGCGCUGAACAUGAAAACGAAAAAAAGAAAAAAAGACAUCGUCACCAUGCCCACUCAUCUUCUCCGACGGACAGAGAACUGUCACUCGUCUUCCAAGAGCCAAUGAUGAUCUUGCGGCUAUGUCGCCACCAAACUAUUACUGCAUGCAGUGUUUCUCACAGCUUGCCGAAAUUUCGCAAAACAAUAUCCUGCGAAAAUGUGCACAAGUGUCUAAUUUGCUUGAGUACCACUCUUGCUUAUCUACUUCCGUUUCAAAGAAACCAAAAUGGGCUGAGACGUCGUCUCACAAUCGCAAAUGUUUAGAUGGCCGACGCGUGGUUCACUAGAAAUACCCAUAUUUGGAACCCAUAAAUCCGUACAGUUCUAACCUUUGUACUAUUUAUUCAUAUUGUUUCAUUAUGGUUUGACAGAAAAAGAAUUUCUUUUUCAACGUUCUCACAUUGUGCUGUUCAGUGCAUUGACGGGCAACGAAAGCGGUUUUCAGGCGUACAAAUUUGAAAGUAGAAAAAAAAUGCAAAUGAUGAAACGGGCGCCUAAAGCGUUUGAUCUCAGGCCAGCGAAAGAAAGAGAGAGAGAGAGAGAGAAAGAAAAAGGCAAGUUCAUUAUCUGCUUAUCUGCAGAAAACCGAUAAGAAUAGAAACAAAAAUCUGGCGGAAUGGGUGUUGCAGAAAAGCCCAUUCGUUUUUGCGCCUGUGUAUUAUAGUCAAAGGCAGGCAAGCGAUGGAGCACAUUUCCUCGUAUGCGCGUACAGUCCUUGCCAAAAGUAUCUAGGCCAGAGCGCGAUACCGACAAGAGCUAUCACCCGGGCCAGUAGCAGGCAUCUCGAGGCAAUCUUUGCAUUUCGGAGUGUUCACGUCAGCGGGCUCUGUCUUUCUAAAUCUCCGUGGCCUUGAAUAAUGCCUGUGUGGCUCAGUAUUUUUAUUUUAUUUGUAAAAUACCUUACAAGGCCCCUACAUGGGGAUUGAGUAAGGGGGGCAUACAAUCAAGUACAUACAAUCUAGUGACAACAAUAAUAAAAGAAAACAGCAGCCAAGUACACAGCCUAAAAGUCAGUCCAGUAGCUCAGGGACCGCAUUUUGAUGCUGGUAGAAUGCAAAGAGGCGUCAGUGCAGAUUUCAGUCUGUUAUCAGGAAGCCUAGAUGGAUAAAAUUAUCCCCAAACCCUAGGUUUCGGCCUAUCUCAAGCCCCGGUUACAGUUUUGGGAAGCGAAACCCGAUCAAUUUUCAUGUGCAACUUUUAAGGAACGGCAGGCUGCACAGCGACACGGCGCAGUGAGAGCUCCGGCGGCUCGCACGGUGGCCUCGAAACUUUUGGCACGAUCUGAGCGAAGAACAUACGGCGUUGGCUCGCGUCCUCGCUUUGCAUGCCCAUGUUGUAAGAUAUAUGCCUCCAUCGUUUUUCAUCCACUGUGUGUUUCGGUGUCACGAUCGUUGUCAUGCGUGUGUGUUUGUGUGUGCUCGCAAAAGUCAAGCUGCGCCCAUGUGCCGGUGCGUGUGUUUCGCGCACCUGUGCGAAAUCGGGUUGUCGAGCCUCGGGCGGCGGACCACCGUGUGUGUACGUCACAGCCGUCGACCGCGCCUUGGGACCACAAACAGAGCGGACGUACUUCGACGCACCAGUCAUGCCUCGAGAGAAGAAAGCAAGAGGAGAGAGACACUGCGCGCGCUUGGUCACGUGAUAGACCGCUCGGCCGUGCGCAUCUACACGCAUGCGCAGAAGCGGGACAACAUUAUCUGUGUGUGUCUGUGUGUGUCUGUGCCUACCAGUGGAAGAAACAGCUGUUGUCGUGAACGGCGCGCAGGCAACGACGGAUGACUGUGAGUGACCGGGUCGUGAAUUGACGUGAACUGACGAAGUGUAUAGAGGACGCUGUACAUGAACAUGCAUGCUUGUGCGCUCUAUGCGGACGUGUCUGUGUACGUGAUAUGUGCGUGUGCGCGUGUGUCUGUGUACAUUUUGAGCUCUCUAUUUUAUUACGGCGUCGAGAACACCUCUUCUAUCUACAUCUUCUCCCUGGCCCGAAGCCUUUCACCCUCCGGUCGACAUCCCGCCGAGAAGAAAAAUCCCACGUGAUAGAGCAUGCAAUGCACUCGUCGUCUAUUUUUGCAAUGAACUUGGACAAAACCGUAGGACGUGAAAGUGAAUGCAGCAUUAAAUGAGAGAAAGAGAAAAAAAAGACGAGUUGCGAAAACCAAA